This is a messenger RNA of Gavia stellata (red-throated loon), 1765 nucleotides long. RefSeq names its product death domain associated protein (gene DAXX). The record is from RefSeq and is a predicted model, not a curated record. NCBI's taxonomy places the organism in Eukaryota, Metazoa, Chordata, Aves, Gaviiformes, Gaviidae. Gene Ontology annotation, molecular function: histone binding.
AUGGGUGUAGACGAGGGGGUCCCCGAGCCCCCCCCCGGCCCCUCCGCGCCCCCCCCUCUCCCCGAACCCCCCCAACCCAACGGGGGACCCCCGGGCAGCCCGGGGCCCCCCCAAAGCGGGGGAAAGCGGGGGAGCUACAAGGCGGAAAAUGAGCGGCUCUUCGGUGAGUUCCUGGAGCUCUGCACCGUGACGGAGGAGCACCCCGAGGUGAUCCCUUUCCUCUCCGGCCGUCACCAAAAAGCCAGCCCGGAUUUCCUGGCCUCGGCUGAACUCCGCAACGUCCUGAGCCGGUGCCUGAGCCGCGUCCGGACGCGUCGCAACAAGGUUUACGUCUACAUCAACGAACUCUGCACCGUCCUCAAAGCCCACACCCUACGUCGCAAGCUCCCCCUCGCCUCCGCUCCCCCCGUCGCCGCCUCCCCUCGCCGCCGCAGCCCCCGCCUCGCCGCAGCCCCCCGCCUCGCCCGCCGCCUCCGCCGCCUCCUCCCGCCCUCCCGGGGUUCCAAACGUCAAAUCCGGUAUUUGGAGAAUCUCCUUCGCGUCUACAUGGGAGAGAUUCGACGGUUGCAGGAACGGGAGCUGGAUCUGGCCGAGUUGGACAGCGAAGACUCGACCUACCUGCAGGAGAGCCGGCUCAAGCGCAAGAUGAUGCGGAUUUUCGAACGCCUUUGCCAGCUCAAGCAAUGCAGCAGCUUGACGGGCCGCGUCAUCGAGCAACGCAUCCAGUACCGCGGCACCCGCUACCCCGAGGUCAACCGUCGCAUCGAGCGCUUCAUCAACCGUCCCGAGGCUUUUCCCGACUACACCGACAUCCUCAAGGUCAUCCAAAAAGCCAGCGCCCGCCACAGCCUGGGUUUGGCUCGCCGACAGAUGGAGAGCAUGGCUCAGGACGCCUUCCGGGAGGUGGGCAACCGCCUGCAGGAGCGACGCCACCUCGAUCUGGUCUACAACUUCGGCAGUCACCUGACGGAUCAGUAUCGGCCGGGGACGGAUCCGGCGCUGGUGGACCCCGAACUGGCCAAACGGCUGCGGAAAAACCGGACGGUGGCCCUGACCCGCCUGGACGACGUCAUCUCCCACUACGCCCAACUGCAGGACGAGAGCGAGGAGGAAGAACGCGGGCGCAAGAGGGCGGCCAAGCAACAGGGGAACCCCCCCGUCCCCCGGGGGGCCCCCGCCGCCCCCCGCGCCCCCCCCGGCUCAGGUGAGGGGGGACGGGGACGGGGACGGAGAGGGGGACAAGGACAAAGCCACCCUGAGACCACCGAGGAAGAGUCGGAGGAGGAAGAGUCGGAGGAGGAGGAGGAGGAGGAGGAGGAGGAGGAGGAGGAAGAUGACUCCUCCGAGGCCGAUGGCAGUCAGGGGAAAGCUGAGGAGGAGGAGGAGGGUGAACGCGGCGAGGAAGGCAGCGAGGCGGCCGCGGCGCAGGGUGACACCGCAUCGGGGCGCCAGAGCCGCGACGGGACUCGUCACCGGCUGAAGCCUCCACGAGGCCCCUGCCUGGAGGUGCACAGCGCAGGCUCGGAGCAGGAGGGCGGGGUGGGGGCCCGGGGGCUGCCCCCCCCCCCCGCCCCCCCCCGGCACAGCCCCCUCCCCGACUCCACCCGGGCCGACUCCCCCGGGAGGGACCUGGUGAGCAGCUCCCAGGGCAGCCCCCGCCGCCUGCCCCCCCGGCCUACCAGUGUGGCGACGCAGUGCGACCAGGAGAUCAUCGUGCUCUCAGACUCGGACUAGCCCCGCCCCUUUUUUGGACUGACCCCGCCCC